Messenger RNA from Cannabis sativa, 1717 nucleotides. RefSeq lists its product as uncharacterized. The transcript is spliced from 13 exons. Gene Ontology annotation, molecular function: kinase activity. Lineage: Eukaryota; Viridiplantae; Streptophyta; Magnoliopsida; Rosales; Cannabaceae. The record is from RefSeq and is a predicted model, not a curated record. The coding region runs from base 133 to 1371 and encodes 412 amino acids.
CGGCUAAGAAUAACUAUAUUACCGGUCCCAAACACUCUUCUCUGUCAACUGAAAAACCAAAUGAUUAAUCAGCUUCCAUGAGUGGCAGAGCCAAGCCAUAACCAUAGCCAAGCUUUUUCACCUUAACAAAAAAUGCUCUCCUUAAAUACAACAACAACACCCAAUGCCACUCCUUUUCGCUCUACACUCUCUUCUUCUUCUCUCUCCAUAACUCUACCUCACUCAACAAGGCUCAAAAUGUCAUCUUCUAAUUCCCUUCCAAUCCCAGAAAACCGUAUUGUUGUUGGUCUUGGUUCAGCUGGAGUAGAUUUCUUGGCUACAGUGUCUUCUUUUCCUAAACCAGAUGAUAAAAUCAGAAGCACAAGCUUAAAGGUUCAAGGUGGUGGAAACGCCGCGAACGCUUUGACUUGUGCAGCUCGGUUGGGCUUAAAUCCAAGGCUAGUUUCCAAGGUUGCUAAUGAUUCUCAAGGCAAGGCUAUACUGGAGGAGCUAGAAUCGGAUGGUGUAGAUACUUCUUUUUUUGUUGUUGCAAAGGAUGGUAAUUCACCAUUUACCUAUAUUAUUGUUGAUGAUCAAACGAAAACUCGUACUUGUAUUCAUACCCCGGGAUAUCCCUCCAUGAAACCCGACGAGCUUUCCCAAUCAAGUGUGCAAUCUUUAGUGGAAGGUGCAAGAAUCGCCUAUUUUGAUGGUCGUCUCCACGAAAGUGCUUUGCUUGUAGCACAGGAGGCAGCUCGCAAAAAUAUCCCUAUUUUAGUUGAUGCAGAAAGAGUAAGAGAAGGGUUGGAUGAACUUCUAGACUUGUCUACUUAUGUUGUAUGCUCUGUUAAAUUUCCAAAGGCAUGGUCGGGAGCCCAAUCGGUUCCAAAUGCAAUGGUUUCCAUGCUUUUAAAAUUGCCAAAAUUGAAAUUUGUGAUAGUGACUUUAGGUGAAGAGGGGUGUAUAAUGCUGGAGAGAAGUGUAAAUGAGACUCCCAGCAAAGAAGUUGAUGUAGAGAGCUUAUUGGAAUCUCUAAAGCAAAAAAAGGAUGGUACUACAACGUUUCCCACGUGCGUUUCAUCGUCUGUGGAGAAUAUAAGAGCUAAUGGGAUAGGAACAAUUUCUGGGAGGUUGAUCUUGGGCACAGCUGAGAAGAUACCCCCUUCGGAACUCAUUGAUUCAACCGGCGCUGGUGAUUCAUUCAUCGGAGCAGUUCUUUAUGCUCUUUGUGCCAAAAUGCCAGUGGAGAAAAUGUUGCCUUUUGCUGCUCUAGUGGCGGGAGCCUGCUGUAGAGCGUUGGGAGCUCGAACUGGGCUUCCUCAUCGAACCAAUCCAUGCCUCUCUCCGUUUUUUGAGUUGGAUCGACAAACCAAUCCCUCGUUGGUUAAGUAAAUAAGAAACUCGAAAAAUGAGUCAAAUUUGUCAUAAGCCAAGAACGGCGGACUGAAAGGCGAACUAUCUGAGCAAAUGCUGCUUCAGCUGAUGAUGCUUAUAGCCCUAAUGAAACAACUCUGCUUUUCACAUAAAACUAAUGUACCAUCAAUACCAUAUUGAGUACAGUACAUAACUUGAUAUUGUAUGUACUUGAACAAUGUUAAUAUUAGUAUUGAUCAUCCCUUACUCUUAUCUUAGUAUUUGUUAUAACAUAAUUUAUAGUGGUUCAGCUCUCUAAUAAUCUACUUUGCUUGGUCUUUAGUAUUUUAUGAAAUGGAAUGGAAAAGAAUCAAUUUCAUUUUUA